Ambispora leptoticha is the source of this 316-nucleotide messenger RNA. The record is from the annotation of a GenBank genome assembly. NCBI's taxonomy places the organism in Eukaryota, Fungi, Glomeromycota, Glomeromycetes, Archaeosporales, Ambisporaceae.
AUGGGAAAUAUAACACCAGCACCAUCUAUUGAAGAAGUUUCAUCAAUGCUAAAUAGGAGUCGCCGUGAAUCUCUCACUGGUCAAAGAGAUCGAUCCGCAUCUCCAAUCCGAAGAACUCCCAGCAGAAGAGAUGAAACUACCAAUCGAGAUAAUGCGGGCAGAAAUUUAAAUAAUGCGACGUACUCAUCGUCAUCUGAGUUAGCAAAUAUGAUCUCAAAACUUAAUACAUCUACAUCACGGAGUGACAGUGAUCUUAGUAUGCCUGACGUUGGAGAUAGUCAGCCACCUCAAGUGGAACCUAUAAAUGAAGAGGGGG